AGUUGGUAUUUAUCUAAUCUUAGUUUGGAAUGAUCCCCUCUACCCCUCUUUUUAAGGAAAUUUGUCAAGGAAUUUCUGUCAAGUCACCUCAAUACUUUCAACAAGAGCGGUAAAGCUGUUGGUUUGGACGGUAUUGCUUCGGCUUUUUUAUGGUGUUUCAACCAAAUAUACGAGUGCUAAUAAAUGUUACCAAACAAAGUGCCAAGAUUUAAGUUUAUAAUAAUAAGAAUUAAUCCAUUCUGACAAGUACGAAACCUUUCUUUCCCGGUAAACCUUUGUCAACGAACCGUAAGCAAAUAUCCUUUGAAAGAAUUUGUGCGACAAGUUAAAAUAGAUGUCAAGCGCUGUAUUAUAUCAAGUCAUUGACUCAUUUCCCAUUUCCAUUUUUAAAGCUUUACGACGAGAACAAUAAACGAUAGCGACUAAUUUACUACUACUGGAUAUUAAUUUUUUCAGAAACAAAUUUUUUUUCAUACUUGAGUAGAAGAAAAAUAUGAAAUUGGUGAUACUAAUUGUAAAAGAUUGAGACUGGGCAAUCUUUUGUGCCCAGAAUUAACGCGAAAAUGAUGCUCCUAGACAGAGAAAUUAGUUUAUUGUCUUCGAACUAUUAUUUUCCAGUCAGUCAUAUGGGGUGGGGAGUAGGGAUUGUGAUCUUGGCUACUUGAAACAUUCUUACGUAUAGAAUGGCAACGGGUCAUUAUCGGGCGGGUAUCAUAUUUCUUGUUCCGUACUCAUUACAUUACACAUCCGUUUUCGUCGGUGUAUCCGUUGGGUAAUAUUUUUCACAUAAUCCAAACCUGUUCCAAAUACCGGUACUAUGCGUUGCUGCAAGCUAAACGAACAGCAACAAGACAUUCCAACGUAAUCUUUGCCUUCUUAAGGAGCAAAUCAUCGUACAUCUCUUGAGCAUUGUUUAAAAAACACAACUAAGCAAAAGCUGGAGUGUCCAAAUUCCAUCCAGGAUCAGCACUCUGUAGAAAUUAAUUCAUAACUCACCAUGUUACAAACAUAUAAAUUAGAACUGAAACUAAAAUUGACCUUAUGAUGGGUACCAGACAAAACCCAUCAAACAGGAAUCCAGAGCUGCUGACGUCGCCUGGUGCCGAUGGUGUGCUUCUGGUGAUGCGCAGCUUUUGGUCUGCCAUGGAAGUCAACGUGAAAGAGGGAGGCUGGUUUUUUGAGAGUUGAUCUACAUUCUGCUAAAUUCACUAAAAGUAUCAAACUCAAGGGACUAGUUCCAUAUAUAUGAACAAGUUUAAGAAUUUUACAUUACUAAAAAAUUAAACCAUAUGAUAUAGAUCUAAAUAUACACUAGAAUCGAAAUCAUCUUAACCGAAAUCGAUAUACAAUUAUUCAUUAAUUUGACAUUAAUCAAUUUAAUCCAAACCUAAGUAACUUUGUUGGGCCAUCAAUUUAGAGAUUAAUUCAACACACUCAACCACAACAUUGGAAUCACAUGACCGAAAUCACCCACAGUGCUUAACAACUACAUAGCAAAGAAAAUAAUUUCUUUACUUAUCCCUUUUACGUUAAUCACAUAACACGAACUGUAAAACCAUCUGCCAGCAAAUCCCCUAUCUGUACGUUCUGCUACCUCACAAAACAGGGGCUGAGCAUCUUCCGAUUUUGCAGACCUACUAUGAGAGAUUGGUAUAUGUGCAGAGGAUCCAUGAGCAUCUUCCCAUAUGGGUACCUUGACAAGUGAUAUUCUCAAACCAUGGUAGUUUUUCAGGGCUUAGUGGUGUCUUCUGUGACUUCCAUACCCAUACAACUCCUUGGGAAUCUCUCACCUAUGUUUUAAGGCAAGCUGACCGAGGAAUUUUGGCAUCAGCUGGAAGCUGUUGUGAAUAAAGUUUAUCAACGUGGUUAAAUCAGAAUAACGGAGAAGAUUAAUGCAUCCGAAAAAGUGAACUUAGGCUAAAGUUAAAUAGAUGCAGACCUGAGGUAUCUUGACACAUUUUCCAUUGCCUUCAAAUCCCCAGGUGUCUAUGGUUCGUAAAGACUUAAUAUAGCAGGAUUUCCUAGCUAGUUUGGCUUUUCUAGAGAUCAGCUCAUUCACACAAUUAAGGCAGCUAAAAAUUGAAUCAAUGUUAGAGAUCAAGUGGCAAGAUUACCUUUGGGGACAUCGACCUUGAUAACGUUGAAAUACUCCAUUUCCAUCUUUAUACAACAGAGACUGGAGGCGGAUCACUGUAUAUUAUUAAGGUGUUAGACAUUCAAAAAAUUAAAAAUAAAACACUUAAAAGAAAAAAAAAUUUUGAUAUUUUUUCGUUAAAUGUUAAACACUAAAAAAAAAAAAAAAAACCUUGAAUACAUAACUAAAAACGAGCAGAUGAUCAAACACAUUCAGACCAAGAGAAGAAUCAACUGGUACAUCCUUGGUGAGGCAAAGUGGGUACCAUUCCUCUGUCCAAUUAUAGUCUGCCACGAUACCACGCCCCUGGCUAAGUUUUCACUUUACGUGAACUAUAAAUAUGAUGUGAAAAAACACACAAUAAUCUAUCGUUGUUCCAUAAUACCCUUUCUUUAUUCCACAUAUUUGAGGCUAUUUGAUUAAGGAGAAAGCAACCCAAGUUUGGCAUUUUCCAUAUUGUUUCAUGACGCUCGUGUUUGUUUUAUAAUGUUAUUCCUUUCAUUCGAGAGAAUUAAUUUUGGACAAUCUGUCACUAUCAAGAACUGGUUCUUCCAGUUUGAACUUUGGCUGGGAAUUUCUUUGAAACUUUUACUGUUGGAUUUAACUAUUGAAAUAAUGAUUACGGCAACUUUUUAUAUAUACUCCAAAACGUUCAAAUAGAUAUGGUUAACUGAUUUUGAGACAAUUCCAAUAUGAUUGUUGUACUUUGUUGGUCGAUAGUUGUCAAAUAGGAGUAUUUAUUUUAAGCUCCUUUUUUAUUUUUGACUCUUGGUAAUCAAAAUCCUAUUCAAUAAAUCCAAGCUCCAGAAUAAUCAAACCAAAUUAAAAUGAAUACUUUCAGCUCUGGACCCAAUUUUUUUUUUUUUUUUUUGUAAUUGUGGGUGCAUUUGGAUAACAUUUUACCAUGUAUCUUUUUGGUUUCAACUGCAUUGUUGGGUGCAUUUGAGUAGCAUCCUACGGUCUAAUUGAAGGCUUUCAAUCUUACUGUCUCUCCAAUUGGAGAUCGAAAGUCGAAGCAUCCUGUAGUUUAUUGUCCUUUCAGAUAAUCAACUUUUUUGUCUAAAGCAUUCGACUAUCUUAAUGUAAAUUUGAAACAGAAGAUAUUUUUGAUUAUGACAAUCGGUUGCUUCUGUCGAGUAUUGGAUUGUUUAAUUUUCAAACAUGGUAAUGUAUUACCUUUGGUUAGACAAUUAACUGUUAUAAUCAAUUUCACUGUCAAUGCAAAAUUUACAUUUAAAGAUAUAUCUUUAUCAUUAAUUUUAAUUUCUUCUAAGUCAAUCAUCUUCCUUUUAGGAGGUCAAACUCCCCCAAGCUCUUUACCGGCCAGACAGUUAUUUUUGGCUUUCAUUAGCACAAUGAACUAUAUGAGUUACAUAAACAGAUAACUUAGGGAAAAUGAUGAAUGCUAUACAAUUGUCCCCAGAGCAAGAAAUAACAUAUACCAUAUUGGGUUGAACAAGAUGUGAUCUCUCGAUGCUCUAGAGGAAAAAAAAAGAGACAACAAGGAAAACAGCCGGAUUAGAGGACCAAGAUGAUUACUAUGCUAGCUAGGUAAGUAAAGCACUACUGGUAUACAUAUAAUCUUCAUCGGCUUAAAACUCACAAUGACAGUGAAAGAAACCAAAACAAUCCAACAUUAAUAAGGUAGACUUAAAAACAGCUGUCUUGGUCCAAAGUUUUAGUAAAAAAUUACAUAAAAUGAGAAGAGAGGUACAACCGUCCUAUUUUCUAUGAAUAUCCCAACCACCAGCCUUAAUCUUGACGCCCUCUAAAGUAUACAUAGAGCUAUAAAUUUUCUUGACAUUUCACCAAUAAUAAUUGUAAAGUAGUUGAAAAAAGAGAUGAAACUUGUAGCAUAUACAUGGAUGCUACUCUGUACGUGCCUUUUGGGGCUUCUCACUUGUGGAGAAGCCAACCAGGCUGAAACGUUUGGUAGCUUUCUCAGGUCCAGAUUGUCACGAAAACCAUCUCCAGCACAUUCAAUGGAAUGGUUUCAUAAAAAAACAGGGUAUUCCUCCAAUUACAUCCAGCCUCAAGAUGGCUCCAUGGAGAGUGAUAAAAUUGGUGCAUUGCCUGGAGAACCUAAUGCUGUGGGUUUUAACCAUUACGCAGGAUAUGUGACUGUUGAUUCUCAGGCUGGCAGAGCACUUUUCUACUAUUUUGCUGAGUCCCCAGAGAACUCUUCAACAAAUCCUUUGGUUUUAUGGCUCAAUGGAGGACCAGGAUGCUCUUCAUUAACUGGAGCAAUGACGGAAUUAGGACCUUUCAGAGUAAAUAGUGAUGGCAAAACACUUUUCCUGAACAAUUAUGCAUGGAACAAUGUGGCGAAUGUGAUCUUCUUGGAAUCCCCAGCUGGAGUAGGCUUUUCCUAUUCGAAUACAACCUCCGAUUACAAGAAUACAGGUGACAAAAGUACUGCCGCAGAUGCCUACACAUUCCUCGUAAACUGGCUCGAGAGGUUCCCGCAAUAUAAAACCCGGGAUUUUUACAUAACCGGAGAGAGUUACGCUGGUCACUAUGUGCCUCAGCUUGCUUACACCAUUCUUCUCAACAACAAAAGCUCAAACCAAACAGUGAUUAAUCUUAAAGGCAUUGCGGUUGGCAAUGGUUUGAUUGAUAAUCGUACUUGGUAUUUGGGGCAAUUCGGCUACUUCUGGACGCAUGCUUUAAACUCAGAUGAAACAAACAAAGGAAUUCACACCUAUUGCCACUAUUUUAAUGGAACGGAUCCAAAGCAAUGUGUAGACUUCAUGAACAAGGGGUAUAAUGAGCCUGGUGAUAUAGAUGGUUACAACAUUUAUGCCCCACUUUGUCAAGGAUAUUCUUCUUCAUCAAAAAAAGGUUCGGUAAACAGUUUCGAUCCGUGCUCAGGCGACUAUAUGAUAUCUUAUCUGAAUAUAGCAGAGGUGCAAAGUGCUCUCCAUGCUAGGGUUUCAAAAUGGUAUCAAUGCAGCGACUUUAACUGGACUGAUAGCCCAGUUACUGUCUUACCUAUAAUCCAGAAUCUGAUGGCAAGUGGUCUUAGAGUUUGGCUAUACAGCGGUGAUGUAGAUUCAGUCGUCCCAAUUACCUCAACCAGGUAUGGAAUAAACCUCCUCAAGCUCCCUGUAAAGACUGCUUGGCGUCCGUGGUCCAACAAUAAGGAGGUUGGAGGAUAUUUGGUGGAAUAUGAAGGUCUGACAUUGGUGACAGUGAGAGGAGCAGGACAUUUUGUUCCCAGAGACCAACCCGCUCGUGCUCUUACCAUGAUUUCCUCAUUCCUUCAAGGAGUUCUGCCUCCACCAUGACCAUUCUCCCAAGAGCUAAAGCUGACUAGAUGAAUGUGAUUUUCUAAACUUUUUCAACUAAUAAUUAAGGUAUCUUAGACAUAAUAAUGUUG
Molecule: messenger RNA, 5513 nt
Organism: Durio zibethinus
Lineage: Eukaryota; Viridiplantae; Streptophyta; Magnoliopsida; Malvales; Malvaceae
Product: serine carboxypeptidase 1-like
Biological process (GO): proteolysis
Cellular component (GO): vacuole
Molecular function (GO): serine-type carboxypeptidase activity
Source: RefSeq, a predicted model, not a curated record